UCCUACCUGGAAGCUUCGCUCUCUAAUGCAACAACAACUUCGAGCUUCGAAAAAGUUUCGAUAAUCACAACUGUAAACAUUGUGAAAACAUUUUUCAAUUCCUUGUUUUAAUAACGAGUAUUUCGGCGUAUUCUGUGGUGACGCAAACGGACCUAUGAAAAGCAAACUGGGAAACGAGUUGACGACCAGCGAACGGUUCGUCGGUGACUUGCCGGUGACGGACUCCCAGGCGUCGAAGCGAACCUCGCGACGGGAGUCGAUGGCGCCCAAGAUCGUGGUGUGCCCGCCCGUGGAGGAGAUGUCGGAGCCGGCCAAGCCCCGUGGCGCGCGGAUCCUGCAGGCGCUGAGCAAGCGCCUGAGCCGCCGCUCCACCGACGCCGAAUCCCUCGGCAGCUCCAGCAGCAGCGACAGCGUGUCGUGUGAGGCCGGCCGGCCGGAGGAGCACUCAUGCUCCACCAGCGACUCCGGCAGCGACGGCUCCGAGCGCCACCGCCGACAUCAUUCCACGGUCUCCCUCCGGCGGGUGUUUAAGAACCUCAACCUCACGAGCAGAUCGCAGUCGACGUCCCCGGUGGACCGACAGCGGCAGCCGAAGAAGCAGGCCCAACCCAAGCGCAUCCUCCGCUCCCCGGUCACGUACACGUACGUCCGAGGCCUGUCGGGCCUGCCGACCCAGCGGGUACCCCGGCAGACGGUGUGCUGCGGCUCCAUGGGGCUGAACCGAUAAACUGGCCGGUGGGGGGUGACGAGCCGAUUCUAGACGAAAACGGAAGACUGGAAAAGACUAAUGAAGGUAGUCUAAGAAUCGCUAGCGAAGUGUUCUCAUCAUAUCAGUAGGAGUGAAGAUCGGGCGAUCGUUUUCGCCGAGGACCAAGAAACUAGAAGCUGAGAUAAACACAGGGCCGUGAAGCAACCGUCGUUUGACUCUGCGCUCAACUUAAGAAAAAUUCAAGACUGUGCAGUUUUAGUAGAUGGUCCGAGCAUAGUUUAAUUUGACGUAAAAUAUAAGUUAGGUUUCGAAUAAAUCUCUUUUGAUCACUUGAACUUACGUUACAUUUUAUAGCUUGAAUUGAAAAGUGUGGUAUUUGUGAUGGUCAUAAACCUCCGCGUGUUGGAUUUUCCCAAACAAGAAUAGUGCCUUUCCAUAAGAAGUAGUCUUAUAGUAGUAUUAAUAUUAAGUACAACAGAGUAAUCGUACACCGUCUUAUGUAUUAUAUCCUAAUGUUCUAAAAACAUGUAUUGAAUAGCACCUAGAUAACGAUACGUUUGGCAUUACUGAGGCAUAUAAUAGUGACUUUGAAGCAGUAGAUAAGUUUUAGUUUUGACGGGUUCCCAUUUAAACCUGUCAAAAUUUAAAAUUAUUUAUCUGUCUGAAAAUGUAACAUAAUAUUAGUAUUGGUAAAAUUGUUUGUAAACUGAACACCCUUUUAAAGUUAAGUGUUUACUUUACACCUAAAAUAUAUUCUUGAUUUCCAUCACCAUAGAAAAUGUUUUAAAAUAAUUGUUACUUAAAUAUAU
Molecule: messenger RNA, 1518 nt
Organism: Aricia agestis (brown argus)
Lineage: Eukaryota; Metazoa; Arthropoda; Insecta; Lepidoptera; Lycaenidae
Exons: 1
Coding region: 155-727 (190 amino acids)
Source: RefSeq, a predicted model, not a curated record